GCAUCCUUUAACCUCUCUAAGUAUCAUCUCUCUCUCUCUCUCUCUCUCUCUCUCUCUCGAUCCCUAACUUCCUUUCAACCUGUUUUUCAAUCCUCCAAUUUCCCUCCAAAAUUUAUGGAAAAUUCCCUUACUUUCUCUACAAUUACCCUAAACCCACUAAAACCCUAAUCUUCUCUCUUUCUUUUAGAUACUUCCUCAGGGUAUAUCAAAUUAAUCAACCAUCUACUCACAAUUACUCUUGCUUUAUUUUCCUAUUUUUCUUUGUCAAUUGUCUAAUUUAUUUGUGGGUUUUUCAUUUCUCUCUUGCCUAUUGAGGAAUUACCAUUCCUUUGUUCAAAUCGUUGCUUGGUUUUUAGAUUAGGGUUUUUUUUCCUUUCUGCUUGUUUCCUGAGAAAACUAGGGCAGAAAGAAAGAAAACAAGAUUCUCUUUUCUUAUGAUUCUUCCACGUCGUAUAAUCUAUGGUUAUCUUAAAGAAUCACUGGUGAAAUGGUGGUUGAUUUGAAAAAGCCUUGAUUUUUAUUGACAUGAGGGUUCAAAUAUGAGCAAUGGAGGUGAAGACAAUACACCGGGAAGACCCAAAUCCGAUGACUUUGGUCGUGCUGUUUCAAGAAUGGCAGUGGCUCAGAUAUGUGAGAGUGUGGGCUUUCAUGGGUUUAAGGAAUCUGCUUUGGAUUCUCUCAAUGAUAUCACAAUCCGAUACCUCUGUGACCUAGGCAAGAUCGCAAGCUUCUAUGCCAAUUUAUCAGGUAGAACCCAAUGUAAUUUCUUUGAUAUAGUUAGAAGUUUUGAAGAUAUAGUAGGAGCUUCACAAGGGUUUUUAGGUGCGUCCAUUUCUGGUAAUUGUCUUGUUAAUUCUGGUACGAUUAAAGAAAUUAUUGACUUUGUUGGUUCUAAUGAUGAGAUUCCGUUUGCGCAACCGGUGCCAAGGUUUCCUGUUAUUAGGGUUAGAAAGUUAAUUCCUAGUUUUGAAAGUAUGAGUGAAGCGCCACCUGGGAAGCAUAUUCCGGCAUGGUUGCCUGCUUUGCCUGAUCCUCACACGUAUUUGCAUACACCUAUGUGGAAUGAGAGGGCUGUGGAUCCCCGUGCAGAAAAGAUUGAGCAAGCUAGGCAGAGGAGAAAGGCAGAAAGGGCUUUGUUGAGCUUGCAGCAGAGGUUGUUGAGUAAUGGCUCAGCAGGGGCUUCAUCCUUGGGGGUCAGUAAUAAUGUGAAAGAAUUGGGAGUAGUUGAGAGUAAUCAAUUUCUUGCCACUCCGUUGGAGUCUGGGAAGAAGGAUGUCUCUUCAGUUGUGUUGCCAGAUAAGCUAAAAAACCAUGUUUCUGUGAUGGAGGCAUUUGCACCUGUCAUUGAAGCAGCAAAAGAAGGCGGGAUUUGUGAUGAUGUAGAUGUUGAGAGGAAGAGUCUUCCUGAAAAGAGGCUUGCUGUGGCUUUUAAGUUUAAGACUGGGAAGAAGUUGUUAGGAGAGUCUUUGGACCUGAGUCUUUUGAAGAAGGGUGAGGGGAGAACGGGGCAUUGGUUAGGGCGCGAUGAUGAGAGGGAUGACAAGAAGAGGAGAGCAGAGUAUAUACUUAGGCAGUCAAUGGAAAACCCACAAGAGCUUACACAGUUGUAAACUAUUUUCUUGUCUGACUGGCUCAUUCAGAAGUUGCUUUUAGUAGGGGCUAUUGGUUCUCUAAUUAUUUCAGGGGCAUAUUUAUUGUUCCUGCGUGGAUUUUAUGAGAUUCUGUUGUGAGUGUCCCAUGCGAUCCUACUAACAAUUUUUGAGGUAUGUGAAUGCUUAUGUUUAUGUUACUUUAGCUUUAGUCUCAACUGAUUCUUUGACGGUGAAGUUUGUGCUUCUUUGUACCGUCAUUAGAUGUUGUAUCAUCACAUUGAAUUUUAUUGUGGGAUGGACAAAGUGUGCUCUUUGAUUCUGGCUA
Populus nigra (black poplar) is the source of this 1917-nucleotide messenger RNA. RefSeq names its product transcription initiation factor TFIID subunit 8-like. The record is from RefSeq and is a predicted model, not a curated record. The transcript has a single exon. Lineage: Eukaryota; Viridiplantae; Streptophyta; Magnoliopsida; Malpighiales; Salicaceae. Gene Ontology annotation, cellular component: transcription factor TFIID complex. The coding region runs from base 540 to 1610 and encodes 356 amino acids. Gene Ontology annotation, molecular function: protein heterodimerization activity.